AUUCAACUUUUGAGGAUCUUCUACUGGGUUCUUGACCUUCACGAUGGUCAAAUUGGUGAGAAGGUUUUUGGCUAAGGUUAAAGGAGAAAGAGGGUAAGGAAGAGUGCCUUUGAAGGAAGAGCGUCGUUCGAAGGAGUAUCGUUCAAAGGAGGAGUGCCGUGGGAGGAGACUGCAGUUCAAAUUGGAAGGACUCCAGACGCACUAUGCUGGUCUGUUUGUGGACGGUCAGUUGAAAUGGGCGGCGUAGGAAGAGCGGAGGUGUUUAGUAGCAAAGGGUGUUCAAGGGUGUCUGUCGACAUCUCUUCUUCAUCCAGGGGACUGCAAUCUCAUUCUUCAAAGCCACAGUUGACCAUGCAUCCGUCUUCUGCUAGCACUGAUGUAAUAGAAUCUAGGGAAGAAGCUCGCUCAGUUGGCCCAUUUUCUGGGCUUAUCAUCUGCGUAACGGGAUUGUCAAAAGAAGCCAGGAUGCAAGUUAUGAAAGCAACAGAGGAGCUGGGUGGGAAAUAUAGCCCACAUUUGCAUUCUAAGUGUACCCAUUUGGUGGUUCAAAGAUUUCAUGGCCACAAAUUUGAGCAUGCCCUGAAACAUGGAUCCAGAAAUGGUCUUUUGAUUGUUACGCUGAGUUGGUUUGUGGAUUGUGUCAAAAAUAAUGAAAGGUUGAGUGAAUCACAUUACAGUGUUAAAGUUGCUGGAGAUGGUGUUUCUUUGGAUGUUUUCAACCGACUUAUCCAGAAGGAUGACAUUCAGGCUUCUUGUAUUCCUUUGGGAACAUAUGACGUGAUUGAAGAGCCACAACCAAAUAUUUUAGAAAGAGAAUAUGCGAAAAGAAUGAUAAGAUCUCCUUUGUCUGGUUAUUCAUUGUAUGUAGAUAUUGGUGUGUCUGAUGAACUACGUAGCAAGGUUGUUGAAGCUGCUUCUGCGCAAGGGGCUGCUUUGGUAGAUCAGUGGUUUAUCGGUUGUGGUGCCACUCACAUAGUCUGUGAAGGAAAUUCUAUUCAGAAAUAUCUUGGUCAUUCUGCAAAUAUUAUUACUCCAUUAUGGGUUCUGAAGACCGUAAAGGAAAAGCAACUGCAAAGGCUUGUUCACAUAUCAGCUGAUCUUGCUAAGCAAACAGGAACAUUGAUUGAGAAUAUUCAAUCUGGCAUUCAUAAAGAGGGAAUGAAGAUGAAUGUGGAUUUGUGGGUUGAUGCACCAAAUUCUACACCUAGAAUAAGUCAUGAUGUGAGGCAAAAGAUAGUGAAACUUGCUAAAGAUGGAGUAAGGAAGAGAAGGGGGAAACAUAUGCAGACAUUUCAAACCCCUAUGCGUCCAAUAACACCAAGUAGUCUUCUGGAUUCGAUUUGCUGGUCAAUAUCUGAGCCAACUUCAACUGCCUCUAUAUAUGUAGAUUCUUCUAGUGUUGAAGCCCCUAAACUGCAGAACACAUGUUUCUCCAAUGACGUUAAUGAGGAUGUGAAGGAAUCUGAAUUUUCAUUUGUGAACUUAUCCCGACCACUUAACGAAAGUGAGAAAUCCGAGACAGUAUUAAAGAGCAACUUUCUGACAAUACUGUUCCCAGUGGAUCGUUUUUCAGAAAUAGGUCAUUGUUCAAGAACAUAUUUCAGUGAUAGCGGCUUUAAGUGCCUGCAGGUCUUGGAUUAUAUAUAUGCCUUUUACCAGGAAGAUAUGUCUGUACAAGAUAUAGAGCUAGCCAUUCACACGGACUCCAGACAUGCUGAUCAGCUGCGCUCUGUGUAUUGCAGCCAUGAAACCACAGAGCGUGGUUACGUGGAAAUUAAACGGGUCGAGUUUAUGGGUAGCCGUAAAAGCUUUGAAAUGCUUAAGCGCAUUUCUGGGGAUAACAGUAGCAACGUGUAUGAGUUGGUGAUCAGAGCUUGACGCCAAUAUAGAUUAGAUUACUGAAUCACUCUUCGGUUUCAACAUUGGCAUGUAUGAGCAAGUUCUAAAUAAAAGAUUCUAAUAUAAUUUCCACAUUAGUUGCC
Messenger RNA from Cuscuta epithymum, 1982 nucleotides. NCBI's taxonomy places the organism in Eukaryota, Viridiplantae, Streptophyta, Magnoliopsida, Solanales, Convolvulaceae. The record is from the annotation of a GenBank genome assembly.